Messenger RNA from Miscanthus lutarioriparius, 1449 nucleotides. The record is from the annotation of a GenBank genome assembly. Lineage: Eukaryota; Viridiplantae; Streptophyta; Magnoliopsida; Poales; Poaceae.
AUGUCCGCCUCCGCCGAGCCCACCUCUUCGCGUCAACCGACGGCGCAGGUCCGCGGGAGCCUCAUCCCGGCGCUUCCAGACGACUUGGCCGUCCACUGCAUCGCGCUCCUGCCGCGCGCCGCGCACCCAUCCCUGGCCCUCGUCUCCCGCGCGUUCCACACCCUCAUGUGCCGCCACCCGGAGCCCCUCCUCGCCGCGCGCCGCGCCCUCCGCCGCUCCGAGCCCCACAUCCUCCUCUCCCUCCGUCCACCCUCCUCCGCGUCCCCUCUCUUCUUCCUCCUGCUCCCGAACCCCGGGUGGCCCCCUCUUCCGCUUCCCUCCCCUCCGAUCCCCGUCUCGUCCUCGGCGUCCGCCGCCACCGACGGGAACCGGCUCUUCCUCGUCGGCGGAUCCGUGUCCGCGGUCCCCGCUGCGUCCGUGCAGAUACUGGAUCCCCGGGCCAGAUCCUGGUCCGUCGGCCCGCGCCUGUCCUCUACGCGGGAGUUCGCCGCGGCCGUCGCGCACUCCGGCGUGCUGUUCGUCGCCGGCGGCUGCGUCCCGUCGUCCCCCUUCUGGGCCGAGGCUCUCGACCUCUCCACCCCGCACGCCAAGUGGAGAGCUGUCGCCAGCCCGGCCCACCUCCGCGAGAAGUGGAUGCACGGCUGCGCGUCGCUCGCCGGGAAGGUCCUUGCGGUGGCGGACCGUGGCGGCUUGGCCUACGAUCCUAAGGCGCCACCUGCGGAGGCGUGGGCGCCGGUGUCGCCGGUGCUUGACAUGGGAUGGAAGGGCCGAGCUGCGGUGGUUGAAGGAAUCCUCUACUCUUACGACUACCUGGGGCAGGUCAAGGGCUAUGAUCCAGACACUGAUUCGUGGAGCACAGUGGAGGGGUUGGAGAGGGAGCUACCGAAGUUCUUGUGCGGCGCCACACUUGCCAAUGUUGGAGGAUUGCUCUACUUGGUUUGGGAAGGGAAGUGGAAAGGGAAAGGAAAAGGAAAAGGCAAUGGGGAAGUGAGGAGCAUGGUGGUGAUCGAAUGGGCAAGCAUUCGGAUUACAAGGGUCGAUGAGGGACGGCUAAGAGGAAAGGUGGUCUCUAGGGACACUAUUCUGUUCCUGGAUGUGCCAAGAGUUGCAGAUAUCACCGUGGUGGUGUCACCAGUGAUUAAUGCUUCUACUAGAGGUGAUCCAGAUAGAUGGGAAUGGGCUGAUGAAGGUUUUGUUAAGGGGCAAAAACAUCUUCUGAAGACCAUCAAGAGAAAGAAGAAAUCAUCUCAGGAUGCACAUAGUGAUCUGCAGCCGGCCCCUGGCAAAACUGCACCUGGCACUGAGAAUAUUGAGAUAGGAAAAUAUGGAGGCCUUGAGAAGGAGGUUGAGACACUUAUGAGACUUAAGAGGGACAAGGCCCUUCUAAUGCAGGACUGUCAGAUGGAAGCACAACAGAACUGCAAAAGUCCUCAAUAUGGUACGUACUAA